GGCGCCCAUCUUUUUACUGUUGUCAAUGAAUCUCUUCCAUGUUCGAUUCUACUCUAUGUUAGAACAUUUCUGUGAAUGCUAUUCUGAUCUAAGUGGUCUUAUUCUUUGUCCCGUGCUAGGAAGCAUUACUCCUCUUUUCAUUCCAAAUUCAAGAAUACGACCGAUACGAUUAAUUGGUCUGUGCGCCUCUCUUAUUACUUUUUUGUAUCCCCCUGUUCUUCGGAUACAAUUCGAUCCUUCUACGGCCAAAUCUCAAUUUGUGGAAAGCCUUCGAUGGCUUCCUUAUGAAAACAUCAAUUUUUAUUUGGGUAUAGACGGUAUCUCUUUAUUCUUCGUGAUAUUGACCACAUUUCUGAUCCCUAUUUGCAUUUUAGUGGGUUGGUCUGGUAUGAGAAGUUAUGGGAAAGAGUAUAUUACAGCAUUUCUAAUUCGUGAAUUUAUAAUGAUCGCCGUGUUCUGCAUGCUGGAUCUUCUACUAUUCUAUGUUCUUCCCGAAAGUGUGCUAAUCCCUAUGUUCAUUAUUAUAGGGGUAUGGGGUUCGAGACAAAGAAAGAUCAAGGCAGCAUAUCAGUUGUUCCUUUAUACUUUACUUGGAUCUGUUUUUAUGCUAUUAGCUAUUCUGUUGAUUCUUCUCCAAACAGGAACAACCGAUUUACAAAUCUCAUUAACCACAGAAUUUAGUGAGCGGCGCCAAAUCUUUCUAUGGAUUGCUUCUUUCGCCUCUUUCGCCGUCAAAGUGCCUAUGGUACCAGUUCAUAUUUGGUUACCCGAAGCUCAUGUAGAGGCACCUACGGCAGGAUCCGUCAUCUUGGCAGGAAUUGCUUUAAAAUUGGGAACCUACGGGUUUUUAAGAUUUUCAAUACCCAUGUUUCCCGAAGCGACACUUUGUUCCACUCCUUUCAUUUAUACUUUAAGCGCGAUUGCUAUAAUAUAUACUUCCUCGACCACUUUAAGGCAGAUCGAUCUUAAGAAGAUCAUUGCUUACUCCUCAGUAGCUCAUAUGAAUCUGGUGACUAUUGGUAUGUUUAGUCCGAACAUACAGGGAAUUGGAGGUAGCAUUCUACCGAUGUCAAGUCAUGGACUGGUUUCUUCAGCCCUUUUUCUAUGUGUUGGUGUUCUAUAUGACCGACAUAAGACUCGACUUGUUAGAUAUUACGGAGGUUCAGUGAGCACCAUGCCGAAUCUCUCUACCAUUUUCUUCUCUUCCACUUUGGCCAAUAUGAGUUCACCUGGUACUAGCAGCUUUAUCGGGGAAUUUCUCAUCUUAGUAGGAGCUUUCCAAAGAAAUAGCUUAGUAGCCACAUUAGCAGCGCUUGGGAUGAUUUUAGGCGCGGCCUAUUCCCUUUGGCUAUAUAAUCGUGCGGUUUCUGGGAAUUUAAAACCCGAUUUCCUCCAUAAAUUCUCCGAUCCAAAUGGCAGAGAAGUUUCCAUAUUUAUACCUUUUCUUGUUGGAGGGGCGACCGUACGUUAAACUACCAAAGAAACUAGGGUAAACCAAUGUGAUCAUGACAUUGUAGGUGCUUGCGAUGGGACGGAUGCGACUUCCCUCAGUUGGUUUGGGUGGCAUAGCCCGUUGCAUAAGUCCCCCCCUUUUUUUAUCCAUUUCUUUAGUCUUUAGGGAGCCAAAGCUUGACUUUACUAAACUAAUAAAUAAGGCUCGCGCUAGGCGCUUACCUUUUGUGGCUGUAGGGUUGGGGUGGCUGGCUGGGUGAGACUGAUAGAAAAAAAGGACGGGGGGCAACCAUGCAUGGUCCUUCUCGACCCUGUCUCCGAGGGACAGUUGAACUAGCGACUCAUGAAUGCUGCCGGGUUGGACGAGCCAAUAACUCGAAGGCGUUCGGUCUGUUUUUUGAGCAAGAAUCCCAGCCUUCCCUUAUCUUCACCAUGAUACGGACUCCAAGUUCUUAUGGCAGAGCACGAGGAGAUUUAUCAUCAAUAUGAUGAUUGGAAUGGAAACCAGAAGCACGACUGGGGUCCUCGUGGUCCAAGAUAAUCAAACCAUCAAUAACAGUAACGUAAGCAUGAGACUUUUUGGUAGUACCGGUGAACCAGAUGGCCGCGGCGAUGGAAUCUGGGACGGAGGACUUGUAGUAUCUCUCUAGAUCUGGCAAAAGCGAAAGACCCCCUAACAUAAUUCGAAUGGAGGCUGACCGCUGAGCCCACUCUGGCCUCGCGGGGCGGGCCCCUGUGGUUGCGAGCUGGAGCUGCCAUAGCUUAUGGCUAUAGCAAUGGGAGGGCCCCAGCAGAGAGAAAAGUCAGGAUAACGAGCGCUCCGCCCGCCAAGCGGGCGGCGGGAGCAGCGGGCAAGUGCUUGGUAAGCCAACAGCCCAGUGAACCGGGCGGGGCACUCGAAGAAAGGGGGGCACACUGAGCAAGUACGAGAAAUUGGCCCCGCUCCGCUUUCUUAAAAGCAAGGACCACUACGGGAGGUCAAACCAAGGAUCUAUGGAAGUGGGGGCUCGUCCCCGGUCAAUAUUGGAUCAAACAAUAGGGGGCCGUAGCACUGACCUCUUUUUUUUAUUGAUUCAAUACAAUAGGGGAAAAGAUCGUACAGUUCCCUACCGAG
This is a messenger RNA of Solanum pennellii, 2566 nucleotides long. Its product is annotated as NADH-ubiquinone oxidoreductase chain 4. Gene Ontology annotation, molecular function: ubiquinone binding; NADH dehydrogenase (ubiquinone) activity. Bases 26 to 1471 code for a protein of 481 amino acids. NCBI's taxonomy places the organism in Eukaryota, Viridiplantae, Streptophyta, Magnoliopsida, Solanales, Solanaceae. The record is from RefSeq and is a predicted model, not a curated record. The transcript has 3 exons. Gene Ontology annotation, biological process: electron transport coupled proton transport; aerobic respiration; ATP synthesis coupled electron transport.